Anguilla rostrata (American eel) is the source of this 2775-nucleotide messenger RNA. RefSeq names its product sodium/hydrogen exchanger 9-like. The transcript is spliced from 16 exons. Gene Ontology annotation, molecular function: sodium:proton antiporter activity; potassium:proton antiporter activity. The record is from RefSeq and is a predicted model, not a curated record. Gene Ontology annotation, cellular component: plasma membrane; recycling endosome. Gene Ontology annotation, biological process: sodium ion import across plasma membrane; regulation of intracellular pH; proton transmembrane transport. NCBI's taxonomy places the organism in Eukaryota, Metazoa, Chordata, Actinopteri, Anguilliformes, Anguillidae. Bases 249 to 2075 code for a protein of 608 amino acids.
UUUGUAAAGAAAAUGAUAUUUCAAAUUGACUACAACUCCCAAAAGUCUAGGAUAUCCUCUCGCAAUCAUGUGGUUGUAAGGUUGAAAUUUGAAAGUGAAUUUAUGUAUACUACUGUAACCUACUAUAGAUGCGGAUGUAGGCUUCUGUAUUACACAGCCGGGAGCAUUACAAAGUGGUUUGGUCGAAGGGUUUUACAUGUACCACACUAAGUCUGUAUUUUAAUAGGGUAGUUAUUUUCACCAUUAAAAUGUUUACUUCCCUAGACCAGCACAUGCGAUUUAGCACAGAAUUGCUCGUGUUCGAUGUAUUAUUGAUACUGACUAUUUUAACAAUAUGGUUGUUCAGAACACGGCAGAUUAGGUGUAUGCACGAAACUGGCGGAGCUAUGCUUUAUGGUUUGAUUCUGGGUUUAACUCUGAAAUAUACUGGCAGUCAGUGGAACCAUGAGGCUGGGGAUGUUCAUGGCUGUGAAAGUCUAAACCACACCUCACCUCACCUGGCUGCCAACACUACAGUGGACCAUGACAGGCACAAGCAUGUUGGCAUGAUGGCCUUUGCCCCAGAAGUCUUCUUCAAUUUGUUUCUGCCGCCCAUCAUAUUUCAAGGAGCCUACAGUUUAAACCAGAGGCAUUUCUUCCAGAAUUCUGGCUCUGUGUUGACCUUUGCUUUUUUGGGAACUGUCAUCUCCUCUGCAGUUGUAGGGGCCAGCAUGUACGGCUUCGUGAAGCUGAUGGUGCUCCUGGGUCAGGCGGGAGCCGGCGAUUUCCUCCUGACAGACUGCCUCUUCUUCGGGGCGCUGAUAUCGGCCACUGAUCCAGUGACCGUGCUGGCCAUCUUCACUGAGCUGCGCGUGGACUCCGACCUCUACAUCCUGCUGUUUGGGGAGAGCGUGCUGAAUGAUGCCGUGGCCAUCGUCCUGACCUAUGCCAUAUCGACCUACAGUCAGUCGGGGGGGCAUCACUCCUUCAGUGCAUCUGCUUUCUUUCUCUCCAUCGGUCAUUUCAUCGCAGUGUUCAUUGGCUCCGUCUUCAUCGGCUUCUCUUUUACCAUCAUCACUGCCCUGUUGACCAAGUUCACAAGGCUGUCUGACUUCCCACUAUUGGAGACAGGCCUAUUCUUCCUCCUCUCCUGGAGUGCCUUCCUGUCAGCAGAGGCCUGUGGGAUGACGGGCAUUGUGGCCGUGCUGUUCUGUGGGAUCACGCAGGCUCGCUACACCUUCCACAACCUGAGCGCUGAGGCCAGAACCAGGACCAAACAGCUCUUUGAAUUCUUGAACUUCCUUGGAGAAAAUUUCAUUUUCUGCUACAUGGGCCUGGCGCUGUUCACAUUCCAGAUUAAUGACUUCAAAGGCAUCUUCAUAUUGGGGGCUUUUCUCUCCAUCUUCCUGGCAAGGGCGUGCAACAUCUACCCGCUGUCUUUCCUGCUCAACCUCGGCCGCAGGGAGAAGAUCCCUCUCAACAUUCAGCACAUGAUGAUGUUUUCAGGUUUGCGUGGCGCGGUGGCCUUUGCCCUGGCGGUGAGGGACACCUGCACCAUCGCCCGCCGGACCAUUCUGAGCACCACCCUCCUGCUGGUCCUCUUCACCGUCUGGGUGCUGGGCGGUGGCACCUGCCCAAUGCUGGCCUGGCUGGACAUCAGAGUGGGAGUAGAUCCUGAUGAAGACAAAGUGGGACAGGCCUCACACCAGACUGCCGGGGAGGGGACGCCAGCGUAUGCGGCCAACACAGCUGACACCCAGACCCCAGCCUCCCACACACCUGGAGUCUGGUACAACCUGGACAAAAUUUACGUUAGGCCUGCACUGACCCACUCUGGCCCUCCCCUGACCUCUACGCUGCCAUCGUGGUGUGCACCUCUGGGAAAACUACUGACCAGUCCACAAGCAUACGAGAACAUGGAGCGGCUAAAUGACGUGGGGGCCGGCUGCAGCUCGGUGAAGCUGGACAAUGCAGGGGAAGAUGGAAGGGCAACAGAGGGCGAUGCAGAGAUGGUCACUGAGCCUGCACACCAAGAUGACCUACUAGAGGGGGACCUCGGGCUGGGACACAGUGCUGACCCCGUUUGGAAAGAGUGACAGCCACGUCCAUUAACGAGAGCAAUCAGGAACAGCGCUCCUCCCUGAAGAGGUAGCAGAGAGAACCAAAAUCCAGCAUUCCAGGGACCGGAUGUGGGCUUGUGGGCAGCAGCCUCUCAAUGCUAUUUUAAAGUUAAUAAUAUUAGCAGGGAUUUUCUGAUUUGUGCCUUGUAUAUUUAUGGGACUGUAUGCAUGUGUGUGUGCAUGUGUGUGAGUGAGUAAUAUUUUUAUAUAUUUUUUCCCACGGCGUGCAGGAACUGGCGCCGUGGGCUAUGCAUGGCAAAUUGUGGUCACUCACUCACGGACAACCUUUGAGGGACGUUUUGUGGGACGCAUGCGCAGGUGGUGCCAGCUAAAAUGUGUCUGCGGAAGUGAGUCGCGCCGUGGGUCUGGACGGUUCCGUGGUUGUUAUAGAUUUCUUUCCCUACUCUAAGCCAAACAAAUGGUAUAUUCCUAUAGGAUUCAUCAGAAAUUGCCAUGUUCUUAUAGUUCUUGUAAAAUAUUUAUUGAACAUUUCUCCUGCUUUCAUAAAUAAUUUAAAUUUAUUCCAUUGAAUUUAGCAGCUAUUGUUAGUUUAGUCCUUAUUUUACUUAGAAAUUGUGCAAAAUAUUAGCAGUAUCUGUGGGGUUUAUGUUUAUCACAUCAAAUUUCACAACAAAUUUGUUUUGUUCACCUUCUUAAUAAAAGUGGUUGCCAUCAA